UGAGAAAUGAAUGAAUACUCUGCACAAUUUUUUUUUUUUUCUUUUAUUAAAUAAAAAGGGGCCGAAAUUUUGUGAAUAAUGAAUCAGGAACUUAUAGAACGUUUGUUUGAGCAUGUAAAGCUCAGCUUAGAUUUUUCCUACUGUCCAUAUUCAAAGUUUGCAGUAGGAGCUUGUGUAUUAUGUGAAGAUGGAAAAACUUUCGUGUACGGUGCAAACGUUGAGAACGCAUCUUAUGGCGCUGGCGUAUGUGCUGAGCGAGUUGCUAUAACGAAAGCAGUGAGUAUGGGAAGGAAACGUUUUAUGGCGUUAGGAGUUAUGAGCGACAAAGGAAGAGUUACUCCAUGCGGUAUUUGUCGUCAAGUAAUUCGCGAAUUUUCCAAGGAUAUUGAUAUCUUUCUGUUUAAUCCUGAUGGUACUUUUCAGACGAAAUCAAUUGCAGAGCUGCUCCCAGAUUCCUUUGGACCCGAAGAUUUGGAAUAAAGUUUAGCAAAAGCCGAUUUAUUACGUCUGCAAACAGAUUCAACUUUGAACCUCUUUCACGAGCAUGCAUGUUGUCGUAGUGUCAUCGACUUUUCUAUAUAACGUGUUAGGAAUGCUUUUACAAAAUGAAUUAUCCUUACCCGCCACGAUACUGAAAUCCAUAACUCCUUGCUGCUUUAGAAAACGGUGAAUCCCAUUUGGUAUUUUUGGAAUUUGUGACAGCAGUCUUGCAAAUGGAAUCAGCCAAAAUUCUUGUAGAGUUUUCAUUUUUAGUAUUAUUUGAUAAAACCUUCUCAGCAACUUGCCGAAGUGACUCUGAAUCUAGAUUGUCGAACACUCCGUCUGUAGCUAGUAUAAUCAAGUCUCCAUUCUGU
Schizosaccharomyces cryophilus OY26 is the source of this 854-nucleotide messenger RNA. RefSeq names its product cytidine deaminase Ccd1. Gene Ontology annotation, molecular function: cytidine deaminase activity; zinc ion binding. The coding region runs from base 79 to 480 and encodes 133 amino acids. The record is from RefSeq and is a predicted model, not a curated record. Gene Ontology annotation, cellular component: cytosol. The transcript has 5 exons. NCBI's taxonomy places the organism in Eukaryota, Fungi, Ascomycota, Schizosaccharomycetes, Schizosaccharomycetales, Schizosaccharomycetaceae.